AGGGUGCCCCCCGACCGAACGAUUUCUCCGGAAUGGGGGGUGUGGCUGGUCGGCCAGCCUCAUCGGGGUGGGAGAAAGGGUCCGCUGUUCCUGGCGGCGCAAUCCCCAAGGCCUGCUGCUAGAGAUGCUCUUCCUCUCGUUUCAUGCAGGCUCUUGGGAAAGCUGGUGCUGCUGCUGCUGCUGUCUGAUUCCGGCGGACAGACCUUGGGACCGCGGCCGGCUCUGGCAGCUGGAGAUGGCGGACACAAGAUCGGUAUAUGAAACCAGGUUUGAGGCGGCCGUGAAGGUGAUCCAGAGUUUGCCGAAAAAUGGAUCAUUCCAGCCAACCAAUGAAAUGAUGCUCAAGUUCUAUAGCUUCUACAAACAGGCAACUGAAGGACCCUGUAAGCUUUCAAGGCCUGGAUUCUGGGACCCCAUUGGAAGAUAUAAAUGGGAUGCUUGGAGUUCAUUGGGUGAUAUGACUAAAGAAGAAGCCAUGAUUGCAUAUGUUGAAGAAAUGAAAAAGAUUCUUGAAACUAUGCCCAUGACUGAGAAAGUUGAAGAAUUGCUGCAUGUUAUAGGUCCAUUUUAUGAAAUUGUAGAAGACAAAAAGAGUGGCAAGAGUACUGACUUGACCUCAGUCCGAUUGGAGAAAAUCUCCAAAUACUUAGAAGAUCUUGGCAGUGUCCUGAUCUCUUCAAAUGCCAAAGCUGUUAAUGGUAAGACUGAGAGCAGUGAUAGUGGAGCUGAGUCUGAGGAAGAAGAGGCCCAAGAAGAAUUAAAAGGAGCAGAACAGAGUGACAGUAAUGAUAAGAAAAUGACGAAUAAGGCAACAGAUAGGAAUUUGGAAAUCAUCGUUGCCAAUGGCUUUAAGGAUAGCUUUGUUCAGGAUACACACAAUGAUGUUCAUACCAAUUUCUCCCCGAGUGGCAGAAGCAAUGAAGAAGCAAAACCUGUAGAUCACAGCUUGGAGCAGACUGGAAACAAUGUUGUCUGUGUUCACCAAGAUACAAAUGAUGAUCACAGUGAAGAUGCUUCAGGAAUUCAUCAUUUGACAAGUGAUUCAGAUAGUGAAGUAUACUGUGAUUCUAUGGAGCAAUUUGGACAAGAAGAGUAUUACUUAGGUGGUGAUCCCAGUCAGCACUUGGCGAGUUCUGUUUUUUGUGAAGAUGGUCAAGUAGCUCCUGGCGAUGGCAGCAUUGGGAAGAUGGUAGCAGUGGAAGGAAAAGGUGGUGAAGUAAAGCAUGGAGGGGAAGAUGGCAGAAGUGGCAGUGGAGUACCACACCGUGAGAAGAGAGGAGGAGAAAGUGAGGACUUCUCUAAUGUCAGAAGAGGGAGAGGGCAUAGAAUGCCACAUUUGAGUGAAGGAACCCAGGGUCGGCAAGUGGGGAGUGGAGGUGAUGGAGAACGCUGGGGUUCAGACCGGGGUUCCAGAGGCAGCCUCAAUGAGCAGAUUGCCCUUGUGCUCAUUAGACUGCAAGAGGACAUGCAGAACGUCCUCCAGAGACUGCAUAAACUGGAAACACUGACUGCUUCGCAGGCAAAAUUAUCAUUGCAGUCAAGUAAACAACCCUCCUCACAGAAACCAUCCUGGUGGCCCUUUGAGAUGUCUCCUGGUGCAUUAACUUUUGCUAUUAUAUGGCCUUUUAUUGCCCAGUGGUUGGUGCAUUUAUAUUAUCAAAGAAGGAGAAGAAAACUAAACUGAAGAAAAUAGCAUUUUACUCAAGAAGAUUCCUGGGCCUGGAUGACCUAAGAAAUGAAAUGGGAUUAUGGAUUUCACAAGAAAAUCUCAGUUUGUGAUACUACAUUUCUUUUUUGUCCAGUAGUUUGGUUUAUAUAUAUAUACAUAUAUAUGUAUGUAUUAUUUGCACUACAGAAAUGAUAACAUUUUAAGGAAUAAUAUUGCUGAUACUUGAAAGAUCAAUCUCAACUAGGUUUUAAGCAGCAUACAUAGACUUAAACUUUUUUUGAGCUUGAAGGACAUUAAGUUAUUAAUUACUGUUUGGUAACAUGUUUACCUGAUUUUCUCCCAUAGAAAUAUAACCUGCUUUUCUAAGGCAUUGUUAUGAUUAUAAGAUUUAUAAUAUGUACUUUUCUAAAUUCAAUGCAAGAAAGAAUGCAACACAGUGGAUUUAAAUGAGGUUAAAUCAAUUUUGUAUCAGUCAUUGAACUGUCAGCCAGGUAGCAGAAAAUUGAUGGAAGAAUCCUUUGUGUUCUUUGUGGUCUGCAUAGAAUUCUUGGGCUUUUACAACUCAGAAGAUCAUCGUCUUUUGUACUGUUGUGGUUGCUUUUUACAAAUGAUUCACUGAAUAGACUUAACUUGAUGAAGGAAAUGGGAAAGAUGAAGAACAGACAUAGUGUAUGUGUAAAAAUAUAUUCCAAGCUGACACAGAAUUCUCCGAUUUUAAUUCAACCAUAUACUUAACCCUUUAUAAUCAUUUUUCUUUAAGUGAGGAUAUCCAAUGUCUGUUUCAUAGGGUGCUUUGCAAAAAAUGAAAACUUAUUUAUACUAUUUUUACUAAGGACAACACACAAAUAUCCUUUUUUGUUUUGUUUUCCUACAAGUGGUAAACUCCAGUUUGAAUUCUUAACCUCUUAGUGCCUCAGGUUUUCCUUUGGGGUGUACUUCACAAGGUAUUAGGACUUUAAAUAUACAGGCCAUCUGUGUCCACAUGAUUAAGGAAUGCCUAACUAAUGGAAACUUAAGUUCCUUCUGGCCAUUAGACCAAGAGGAAGAUUAAUUUCAUCCUGAAGACUAUAUUUGAAAGAUAAUCCUUUCCAAAACCUGUGCUCACUUAUACCUUAUGCUUUGAAGAUGUAAUUUUAAAACUUUAUAGCAAAUUCCCCCUUUUUUCUUUUGAGACAGAGUCUCAGUAGCUCAUGCCAACCUCCAGUUCAUUAUGUAGCUAAAGAUGACCUUGAACACCUGCUGUUCCUGUCUCCUGUCCAAUUCUGGGACCACAGGCAUGCACCAUCAUGGCUAGCUUUGUAUAGUUAAAAAAAAAAUUAAUGCAUUCUUGAUAUGUAUGAUGUUGGGGGGAUUAGCAUUAGGUAUUGAAAAUUUUCAGUAAGAGUGGAAGAAUCCUUAUCUAGUAUAUAUGAUUGUUCUUUGAAGAAAAAAGUAUGAGAAUAUGAUUUGCUUGUCCCAGACUUCAUUUGUUUUUUGUAACUUAGUUUUAAAUUGUAUAUCAUAUCUUGAUUUGUUUAAAGGAGCUACCAGUAUUUGCUUAAGAUACAAAACAAACAAACCCAAAUUUAUCUUCUACUUAUUUAGAAGGGGGAAAAAAGCAAAUAACUGAAUUAUUGACAAAGUGUGGAUCAAGAAUUUAUUUAUUUUAAUUAGACAACAAGUUGAUAUAAUAAAAUGAUGGCUUUUUUCUUACAUAAAAAUGUAAAUCAAGGGUGUAACAAGUUGUGAUUCAUUGCAAGUAGUCAAGGUAACUAACUCCUAAAGGCAACCAUUUAUAUCUUAUGCCAGAAUUACUUUACAGUGUGAAAAACACUUUGCACACAGUUGUUGUAUAUAAAAGAUGUAAUUAUAGGAUAUAAUGGUAAUGCUUUAAAACAUAAGCUUCAUUUUAAAAAUUGACAGCUAUGGUAUUUUUUUAAUGAUCAGCUUUUCUGUUAAUUGUAAAACUAAGUUAAAAAUAAAAGGUUAAUGAGAAAUGAAA
Molecule: messenger RNA, 3650 nt
Organism: Mesocricetus auratus (golden hamster)
Lineage: Eukaryota; Metazoa; Chordata; Mammalia; Rodentia; Cricetidae
Gene: Acbd5
Product: acyl-CoA binding domain containing 5
Exons: 14
Coding region: 125-1684 (519 amino acids)
Biological process (GO): autophagy of peroxisome; fatty acid metabolic process
Cellular component (GO): peroxisome
Molecular function (GO): fatty-acyl-CoA binding
Source: RefSeq, a predicted model, not a curated record